Trichomonas vaginalis G3 is the source of this 2028-nucleotide messenger RNA. Its product is annotated as NHL repeat family. The record is from RefSeq and is a predicted model, not a curated record. The coding region runs from base 1 to 2028 and encodes 675 amino acids. NCBI's taxonomy places the organism in Eukaryota, Parabasalia, Trichomonadida, Trichomonadidae. The transcript has a single exon.
AUGUCAUUUGCUGUUCCAUACAAAGCAGGUCCAGUAUUUGACUUUCCUGGAGUUUUCAAGAUGAAAUCAUAUAAAAAGAAUACAUAUAUUGCUAUGAUAUCAUCAGAUACUGUUUAUAUUGUAGAUUGUUCAGAUCGAAAUUUGAAAAAGCAUUUCACAGUAGUUAGAGAUAAACAAUCAUUAGAACUUUAUGGAAAUAACGAAUUUAUUGAAUGGAUAGAUCCAAAAACUUUAGCAGUCGGAAGUUCAACAAAUAUAUUUUUCAUUAUCAAGAAAGAAUCCGGUUUUCAAUUUGAUAUGACAAAUAUCCCCAUUAAAACAGCCAUUUUAGAUACUUUUGCUUGCUACGGAUACCUUGGAAUCGUUCAUCCGAGUGGAAAUGUAGAAUUUUAUGAUAAAAAUGCGGCUAAAAUCAAUGAUUUCAAGAUGCCACGUACAAAUGGAAGACUUUCAUGCAUUAAUUUCCAAAGACCAUCAACUUUAUCCGGAAUUUUCAAUGGAGCUCCAUUUUUCAUUUUCCUUGAGAAAAAGAUCAUUGAAGAAAACGACGAAUACAUUUACUACUAUUUAAACGAAACAGAUGCUCUUCUUUCUUCUUAUAAUCCUUAUUAUUCUUCUGUCGCUUAUUCUACACCAGAUAAUACUGUAUAUUGUUGUGGAAUCAACUCAAACUUCCAAAAGAGGUUUCUUGUCGCAGAUAAAGGCUUUGAUAACGUAAUUCACUUAGAAUGGAUCAAAUGUGGCAAAGUUCUUUUAGUUUUCUACGAGUCAGGAAUAGUUAUUUCAUAUUCCAUCGAUAUCGGAAGAUUCCAUAAAAUUGAAACCGAAAUUAUGAGAAAUUCUGUUUCAAUUUCAGUAGAUUCACUAGAUAACAUCAUUUUCUACUCAGAUUACUCAAAGGUACAGACUGUUUACAUAGCAGAACACCAAAAUUCGAUUCUUAUGUCUUCAUAUGGAUUUGCAGAUUAUUUCAACGAAGAAAAGCGGCUUACUUUAGAAAAUCUUGAAGCCCCAGAAUGGCUAUACCCUCUCAAGUUAGUAAUCAAGAAAGAUAUAUUAAAUACAUACUUAAUUGCGAAUGAAAACGGAAUUGCCAUUGUAGAAAACGACAAAGUAGUUGCCUCUAAGCAGCUAACAGUUAUAAAUGCCGCAUUCGUAUUAGAUUUCGUAUUUGUUUUCUCAUCCAACAACGAAGUUCGAAUUAUAGAUCUGAAAUGUAAGGAUAGAUCGAUGUUACACCUUGACUAUAAGCCAAAAUGUCUUUCUGUAUGUGAGGACAAACUAUGCGCAAGCUGCGAGAGCCAAUUUACUGUAUUUUCCAUCGGAAAAAAGGAUAAUAGUUUCGAAUUCUAUAAACAGAAGACAGUUAAGUGCAAAGACUUGUUGAAAGGUGUAUACAUAUGCAAAGAUACGAUAGUUGUUCAUUCAGCUGAUGAUGUUUGCUAUGAAUAUCCUUCGAAUUUGAUCUUGUGUACCAACAUACGAAGCUGUUUCCAGUCCCAGAACCCGUCUGGUGUAUUCAUGAACAAUACCACUCAGAUUGUUCUCGCCUACAAGCACACAAUCCUCAGAUUUGGAGCACAUUCCUGUUUCAGUGACAUUGGAACACUUUACACCCCUAACGUCAAAAAAUUCGGAGAAAUCAGUUAUGGAAAAUUAAACUAUCUUCCAUUCUGUUUGUCGUAUUUCUCAGCAAAUAUCCCUGUUCUGAAGGAAUUAAAGGAUCUUGUUGAGAAAUAUCUCCAAUACGAAUCAAUUAUUGAAGUCUUCGCUACUGCAACACUGGUAUCUAUCGACAAGAAUAGAUUGGAUCAGUACGUGAAGGCUGUAAACAAUUAUCCAAACGAAUUCCUCGCCAGAAUGUAUAUUCGAGCAUUUGAAUUAAUCGAACCAGAAGGAAGACCAAAGCUUCAUGCUUGUAACUACAUUCCAUGGUUAAUUUUCUCUCAAUACGCAACAGAUGAGGAAUUAAACAAGAUUUUGGAUGGAGCUCCAGAAGAUCUUAUCGAGAUUGUUAAAGGAAAAUAA